CCGACGACUGCUGGCACCCACCAUAGGUUCUGGGUCACCGGCGGCCGAGAUCAGCCCCCAGAGAGCAUCUCAUCCAGCCGGAGUGUGCGCGCCCAGACCAAUGCGAUCAUAAUUCGGCAUUGGACGCGCGGUCGCUUUCUGCAUACAGGUCCUGACGGACCAUUGUCCCCAGUCACCCACGCUGGACUCGACCUGUUGCUAGAAGUAUCCGCUUCCCCAGCUCAGCUCCUGCCGUGCUAUUUUCCCCCUUCCAUCUCACCUUCUAGUCCAUCAAUGCCUGCUACUCAGCCGCAAUCAAGAAACUCAAUUCAUCCCUACCGAACCUGAAAAUCAGGAUCGAACCCCUCUCUGGCAUUACCAUCUCUUCGUCUUGUCUAUAUCCGCGGGUAUCCCACAUUUCAUCAAUUUAUCCAUAUAUCAGCCUCAGCCCUACGAACGUUAAAGGACACGCGAUCGUCGCGACCAAGCCCUGCAACCACACCACUCGUCCCCAGCACUGCCACACACUACGAACAUGUCCGCGGAGCCCAACACUAAGUUCGCGCCCGAGCCGAAGAUCCAGAACAAGGGCCGGGAGUUGAGCUUCAAACAAAAGCUGGACCAGGCCGCACACGAUGCCCGGAAACCCGACGAGGAGUCUAGGCCGAACCCAAUCAUUGAGAAAGUGACACAGUACAUUCCAGCCGCGACGAAAAUCUUUGGCAAUCCGCAAAAAGAGCAGGAAGAGAGGGUUACGCGACCUGGGAUCCCAGGGCCUCCGGAACGGCCAUACGACGACACCCAGGUCGAGGAGUUCAUCCGGCAACAACAUCGUAGCAAGGGCGAGAACGGCUUGCUAGAAUGAAGACGAGAAACGAUCGGGAAACAACACCAGAGAUAUCCGCUCCUUCAUCAAGAAUACUACGCGCAACUUGUAGGCUUUUUUUGUAUUGGCGGCGUUGUUUCGUUAUUGCUUUUGACACCAUCGCGAGUCUCUACGACGAAAUAUAGCCGAAUUGGUACUUACAUCUCUCGGCGUCAUCCAAUCUUCCAAACAAGCCAGAUACUUGGCGGUAGCACAUACGCGCAUAGCAAAACACCAUACCCUACACACCAUGAUCAGAGGAAAUCUCUCAUUCACUUACAAACGGGGGUAUGGGGGGGUCAAGGUGAGGAAGCAAGAAAAGAUCCAAGGGUAUCUGUAUUCGUACCUCAAUCUAAGGAAAGAAGAAAAAAGAAGAAAACCCUUGUGUUAUUGAUAAAACGGCAACACCCGAAGGCCAUUCAAUUAUCCACCUAUGUUCAACUCCGUAGGGAACAUCUGCCCACAAAUGCCGCCAAUAACCCAACUGAGAUGAUAUCUUUAAUC
Colletotrichum destructivum is the source of this 1348-nucleotide messenger RNA. RefSeq lists its product as uncharacterized. NCBI's taxonomy places the organism in Eukaryota, Fungi, Ascomycota, Sordariomycetes, Glomerellales, Glomerellaceae. The transcript is spliced from 2 exons. Bases 515 to 844 code for a protein of 109 amino acids. The record is from RefSeq and is a predicted model, not a curated record.